Molecule: messenger RNA, 1602 nt
Organism: Lasiodiplodia theobromae
Lineage: Eukaryota; Fungi; Ascomycota; Dothideomycetes; Botryosphaeriales; Botryosphaeriaceae
Exons: 1
Coding region: 1-1602 (533 amino acids)
Molecular function (GO): acyltransferase activity, transferring groups other than amino-acyl groups
Source: RefSeq, a predicted model, not a curated record
AUGUCCCCCAAUGUCGCGGCUGCUGCAACCACGGUCGAGGUUUUCGCGAGGCGCACUGUACAACGAGCCCACCAAGCAUUAGUUGCGGUGCUCGAUUCGCCAGUGAUGCUGGGCCCACUUGAUCAGUUGGGCCCGCCGUUUGUCCCAACCACCGUGGUCUACGCCUACAAGCAGCCUGCCUCAAGUUCUAUUGCGGAUGAUAACCAUAGCGAGCUCAUCGACGUCGACCGCUUAGCACGUGCGAUGGAACUGCUUCUCGACUAUUAUCCGCACCUGACAGGACGUCUUCAGUUCAAUCCCUCGGAUGGAACGCCUGAGAUCGCCCACUUGGAUACCGGAAUCGAGCUGCUCGAAGCGAGUUGUAGAGCUCGGCUAGACGAGUCGGAGGACGCGGGUACGGGUCGCAUUAUGAUGCCCGCCCUCCCGGAUUCCGGCAACGCGCUCCUGCCACCCUUUGUUCCUACCCUGGAAGCUGUUUGCCGCAACCCCAUCUUUUCUAUCCAGCACACACGGUUUGCGUGUGGCUCUGUCACGCUCGGCUUGUCCAUUCACCACAUAGUGUGCGAUGCUGAGGGCUUCUUCCAACUGAUACGCGACUUGGCUGAGCUCUAUCGUGGGCUCCGUGGUGCUGAGGCGAAGGCUGGUUUGGAGCCCGAAGCCGCUGUUGCCGCGCUUGCUCACCCACCACACAUUCGAUCGUACCUUUCGGAGUUAAGCGACAUGAUGCAGGAAGAGCGUCAGAAGAUGGUCAAUUUCCAACCUGGAUUGUACACUUUAGCUCCUAGUCACGGCGGAAAAACUGCAGGCACUGAAGCCGUGACCGCCCAUGCAGCCCCUUCAGCUUCUUCUCAGCCCCCGGUGGUCGGGCGCGUACUACGCUUUUCUAGCUUUGAGCUAGAGAUGCUGAAAAACUCGGCAACGGAUCCGGACGGACGCGGGUGGGUGUCUACCUUUGACGCGCUCUCAGCGCACAUCUUCCAGCGCGUGUAUCAAGCGCGUCUCCGGUUGCGCCGGUCCCAAGGGCUACCAUCAUCCGACGACACGUCAGACAUACCUCGCGGCUUCCUUACAUCUGUCAACCUCCGCAACUCGGACCGGCUCGACCUUCCACCGCGCUAUUUCCCCAACGCCGUCGUCACGACCUUCACGACACUGCCCCACGACGUGAUUGCCAAGGGGCCGCUGUGGAAAGUCGCAAAGAUCAUCCACGACUUGACCCGCUCAGUGGUGCCGCAGGACGUGGACCAGGAUCUCCGCUGGGUCGCGGCGCAGCCGGAUAAGCGCCGGAUCAAGCCUGCCAUCGUGAAUGGGCUUGGAAGUUUCAUCGUUACCCAGUGGUGCAAGUUCGGCAUGUACGCUGGCGCGGACUUCGAUGUUGAUGCACACGGCGUUCCAAUUCCUCCGGCUUUGGUGUCGCCACCGUUCACGCAAAUAUCGCUUUUGGACGGCCUAGCCUUCUUUUUGGCGACUGAGGAGCAAUGCUCCCAGCGAGCAGCUCCAACCGGCACCGACAUGUCAGCGCGUCAUAGUACUUCGGCUAUAGAUGUCAACCUCACCAUCAGCGAACCAGUCUGGCAGUUCUUCGACCCUUCUGUAGCAUAG